Molecule: messenger RNA, 2168 nt
Organism: Phlebotomus papatasi
Lineage: Eukaryota; Metazoa; Arthropoda; Insecta; Diptera; Psychodidae
Gene: Wdr37
Product: WD repeat-containing protein 37
Exons: 3
Coding region: 176-1591 (471 amino acids)
Cellular component (GO): preribosome, large subunit precursor
Molecular function (GO): protein binding
Source: RefSeq, a predicted model, not a curated record
GCAAUUUUCACCAAUUUUUUGGUGUGGUAAAAGAGGAAAAAGUGAUUGUGUGAAGUGAAUUGUGUGGAAGGUGAAAAAUUCCAUGGAGAAUGCAGUGUGAAAGUGGAAAAGUUGUGGGAAAAAUCUUGUAGAAGUGAAAAAGUAAUUUGAGAGUGAGUGAAAAAAGUGUGGAAAAAUGCCCUUUGAAAAUACAAGUAAGACUGGCGUGAAGGCCAAACGGAGUCCCAGGCUGUCGAGUCUGGCUGAAGACAUCCUACCCACAGACGAUGCCCCCUUCAGGGCACGACUGCAUCAACUCUUCUCGCAGAUCGAGAAGGAGUUCGAGGGGCUGUACCUGGAGAACCUGAGCUUGCAGGAGAAAUUGGAUGCAAUGGGGGCCAGGGGUGGGGAUGUCGUGGGAGCUGAACGGAGUCCAGCGGGUGAGAUGAUGGACAGUGAAUUGGCCACGGGGAAGAGUCUCAAGGCAAAGUUUGGGGUUGUGGCAGGUGGGAAGGUCAAAGCCAGUCACAAGCUGCGGGCUCAGACCAGUCGGAUUGUGUCGAGUUUCAAGGCUCAAAGUGUCGUUUGUAGCAUCGUGAGGGAUUACUGUGGGCACAAGGAUGGUGUAUGGCAGGUUGGGGCAAAGACUGGGCAGCCCAUCAUUGGUACAGCAUCAGCUGACCAUACUGCCUGCAUCUGGGGCGUAGACAGUGGUCGAUGCCUCUUGCAGUAUCAGGGUCAUGGGGGCUCAGUCAACUCCCUGAAAUUCCACCAGAACAGAGAUUUGGUCCUCACGGGCAGUGGAGAUGGGACAGCCCAUAUCUGGCAGGCUGCUGUCAAUUGGGAAGUUCCCACGCGCAAGGGACAUUCCUCGGAGGAGGAAUUGGAGGAAGACGAGGAGCCAGUAGAGGAAAGGGAUAGGGUUGAUGUACUUAGAACGCCGGUUUGUGAAUUUUCCGGACCAGGUGGUCACACCUCGGUCAUUGUGGCUGCUGACUGGCUCCCAGGUGGAGAUCAGAUUAUCACAGCCAGUUGGGAUAGGAGCGCAAUUCUCUGGGAUGUAGAGACACGGGAACCCUUGCAGCCACUCACUGGACACGAUCAUGAACUCACUCAUGCGUGUGCCCAUCAGACUCAGAGGCUGGUGGUCACUGCCUCCAGGGACAGCACAUUCCGGCUGUGGGACUUCCGGGAGCAGAUUCCGGCAGUUUCUGUAUUCCAGGGGCACACGGAGAGUGUCACGUCGACCGUCUUCACGCGAGACGACAAAGUAGUCUCCGGGUCAGACGAUCGUACCGUGAAGGUUUGGGAGUUGCGUAACAUGAGAUCAGCCCUGACGACCAUCAGGACCGAUUCGGCAGUCAACAGGUUGGGUGUUUCGCCCACCGGGGUCAUUGCCAUUCCCCACGACAAUCGCCACAUCCGUCUCUUUGAUCUCAAUGGGCAGCGAGUGGCCAGAUUGCCCAGAACUAGUCGACAGGGUCAUCGGCGAAUGGUGUCAUCCGUUUGCUGGGCACCUGAGGAACCAAAUACGAGUUGCAAUCUCUACUCCUGUGGCUUCGAUCGCCGUGUCCUUGGCUGGGCCAUCAGUCUGCCCAAGGAGAGCACGUAGAGAGGAUGAUGCUCAAAACUCCCCAAAAAAAAUCAAUUCUAGAUCAUUUUUGAAGGGAGUUGUUGGCAAAAAUGAACAGGAGAAAAAAAAACAAGAGAAAUCUCACUUUUUCUGCCUUCAUGUCUUUUUCUCGUCUCAAAUAAUUACAAAAAAAACAACAAAUAUUCAAAACACAAAGAGAAUUACAUAUUAGUAAAAAAAAAAGAAAAAUUAGUGUAGUGAAAAAAAGAAUGAAAGUGGUGAAUUGGUAGGGAAAAAGGGGAUAAUUCAUUGUACAUUUUUUUGUUUUCUUUUUCUACUCUUUCGACUUUCUAACAAAAAAAAAAAGGUUUUUAUUGUUGUUAUACUUCAAGAAUUUUUAUCUAUUUAAAAUGCAAAAUGUUACUGUUGAACAAGAAAAAAAAGAAUAAGAAUCCUCCCUACAUUUUAAGUAUUAACUAUUAAAAGAAAAUCCAAAAAAAGAGAAAUCAAUGUCUAAAAAAAAUACUUUAGCAGUGAAAAGGAAGGAAAUUUUAUUUGGUGGGAAAACUCUUGGAAUGGAAAGUCUCCAGGGUUCCCCAGGAAUGUAAGAAAGAAA